This is a messenger RNA of Siniperca chuatsi (mandarin fish), 1019 nucleotides long. RefSeq names its product linkage group 24 C8orf74 homolog (gene lg24h8orf74). The coding region runs from base 134 to 955 and encodes 273 amino acids. The record is from RefSeq and is a predicted model, not a curated record. Lineage: Eukaryota; Metazoa; Chordata; Actinopteri; Centrarchiformes; Sinipercidae. The transcript has 5 exons.
UGCUACACGUCACAGGCCUAAGCGCGUGGGACGUUAUCGCGUUAACAGCGCCGCACGCGCCGCACGCCCCACCCACGCGCCCGCGUCUGUCUCCCAUGGCAACCAAGUGCACUUGUGUUGUCGUUUCUCGAAGAUGGAUUCCCUUACAGACAGUGAAAUAGCACAGAUAGCGAGACACCAGAGAGAGGCCGGUGUGCAGAGGCUCAGCUGUCACUUCUCAUGGCCCGAGUUCUGCGAUGAACGGCGGUGCUUCCAUCAGGAGUUUGUGUAUGACGUCGCUAUGUUCGCCGCGGCCUGUGGCUUCCCCUGGCCUUACGUGAUCCGGGCAGCUGUGAUCGCCAAAUGCAUCUUCCCGCAGCUGGACGUUCUCGACGUACCCAAACUAUUGUCCUUGCUGAGAGAAGCGCUGUCUGAGCGUUUGCCAAACCUUACCUCUGUCCACCGACAUGAGUUCAUCCAGUUCCUCACAGACACCUGCAUCACGCGGCGGAGGCUUUUCCAGGCGGUGGUGGGUGGAGCUGCUAACAUGUCCAUUGCUCAGCUACACUUGGAGGUGCAAUUUCCACCCACACCCUGUCCUCUUAUACAGGGCACAGAUCUGCAUGAGUGGGAGCAUCAGCGUCAUCAAGCCGAGCUCACCUCAAUUUUGCGACAGAAGGAGGAGAAGCUGCAGAUGCUCCGAGAUGGGUCAAGGGUCACUCUGGGGGAGGUCGAUGUUCCAGAGGAUGAGCAACUGGACAAAGAGGGUGUUUUGGCGUUGGUUCGUGCAGCCGUGAGGGCCACAGAAGGCCAGGUGCUGGCGAGUCUGAACCGAGAGACCACCCUGCUCAGUGACAUCCUGCAGCUCAAACUGCAGCAGGCAGCAUUGGCCACCGGGAGGCUCCACAAUCCUGUUCCUUCCAAUACAGGUCACUUCGAUUUACAUCCAGACGCCAAAGCAAAAACAAAAACAUGACUGAGGGACUCUGAAAAUGCAGUGUGAGGACGGGACCACAGUGAAUAAAGCUAACGGGAGUACA